UUGGAAACGGUAAAGACGAAGAGUUCUAAGUUAGAAGAUUCUGCUAAAUGUUACAGAAGAUGGAUGAGUGUUUCUGCUGGACGUUGAUAAUGCUGACUACAUAACGUCGAGGUGGUUGGAGUGCACGAUGGCGAGGAUUUUGGAUUCUGUGCAAAACAACGACAUUCGUAUGCUCAAAUUGUUGCUGGCAGUUCCCCAGUCACUUAGCCAGCGUGAUCUCGGCCAAGGUCUGUUUCUCUCCGCCAAACUCGGACACACCGAGUGUUUGAACUGCCUGCUACAGGCGGGCUGUGACAUCACCAGCGAGGAUGUACACGGCAAUACGCCACUCUACGUAUCUGUGAUGUCAAACAGAGCGGCAGCGACUAAACUUCUUCUGGAAGCGAACAGCAGCGUCAACGCUCGUGGGAAUGGCAAGAACACCCCGCUGCACGUUGCUGCCAAAAUGGGCUACGACGACUGCCUCGAGAUGUUGGUAUCUCGCGGUGCCAGCGUGAACGCGCGAGACUCUGACGGCUGCACCGCGCUGAUCCACGCCGUGAAGAACAAGCAGUACAACGCGCUACGUCUUCUAUUGGAGUCCAGCUGCAACGUGAACCAGGCCGACAAGCAAGGACGGACCGCACUGCACCACGCCGCGCAGCGAGCGAUGGCCAUAGAACAGCUGCUGGCUUUUGGGGCAGAUCCCAACAUCUGUGACAUAGACAACAACACCCCACUGCUGCUGGCAGCUACGGAGGGGUUCUCAGUCGUGGUCAGACUGCUAGCUAGAGCUAACUGUGAUGUUAAUAUCGCCAACGCGUCUGUGCGGAGAACACCUCUACAUAUUCUGUCCUUGAAAGGUCACGCUGACUGCAUCGAUGAUCUAAUAGAGGCCGGAGCAGACGUCAAUCUGUACGACAAGCUGUUCCACACGCCGCUGUGGUACGCCAUAUAUAACAAACGGUUUGACGUCGUCAAGCUGCUACUGAAGGCCAACAGUCAGGUGGACACGUUUCAGUGUUCUAAAGAGGUCCCACUGGAGGCGUGUCCCACCUCCCUGGCUCUGUCUGGACGGAUGACCGAUGUGGUGAAACUCUUCAUUCUCACUGGCUUUGACCACGCUCAUCUGAGGAGCUGUUUAGUUGACUGUCGCGUCUCAGACCUGUUUCAAAGUGAGGAUCUCGAGGGUUGGCUCAAACAGGCGAAUAGCGUGCUGUCGCUCAAACAGCUGUGCAGAAAGUGGAUUAGACAUCACCUGGGACGGAUGUUGAUGCACAAUCUGAACAGCUUACCUAUCCCCGAAGGGCUGAGAGACUUCGUUUUUCUUAAAGAGUUAGACGAUCAUCGCAGUAGCCACUAGGUUAGUGCCUGUUCUCCUAUAGACGAGGAUAGAGAUUCGUGGAAUCAACCACUAUUUUACCAAAUUCCCCUUCGACUCUACAUUGUGCGGAGAUACGGCCCUGAUCGUGA
Gigantopelta aegis is the source of this 1452-nucleotide messenger RNA. RefSeq names its product ankyrin repeat, PH and SEC7 domain containing protein secG-like. NCBI's taxonomy places the organism in Eukaryota, Metazoa, Mollusca, Gastropoda, Neomphalida, Peltospiridae. The transcript is spliced from 2 exons. The record is from RefSeq and is a predicted model, not a curated record. Gene Ontology annotation, biological process: intracellular signal transduction. Bases 128 to 1342 code for a protein of 404 amino acids. Gene Ontology annotation, molecular function: protein binding.